UUGGUUAACUAAGAAUGAAGCCCGUUAUAAAACAAAAUUUAUAAUUUUGGGCAACAUAUAAUUUGAUUAAAAUGCUUCCAAAAAAAAUAGUUUCAUUUAAAACUAGAAAUAUAUUUUAGAUGAUAAGAUAUUAUACGACAGAGACGAGCCCAACAACCUUAUACAUGUGAAAUAAAACUAUUUUGUUAAUGUUUUAGCACCAAAAAAAUACUGAAGAUAACAGGAAAGAAGAUGAAAGGGAGUGAAAAACCCAGUUGCACAACCUUCAAUGAUCUCAGCUACCCAUUUCUCAUCUUCGGUUCCUAAUGGCAGAUCUUAAGUUUUCUUUCGCUGAAACUUUUCUUUGUAGUGCUUUUGCUGCUUGUUUUGCUGAGUUCUGUACCAUUCCUUUGGAUACUGCCAAAGUCAGACUCCAGCUCCAAAAGAAAGCAGUUGGUGAUGAAGUUAAUUUACCAAAAUAUAGGGGCUUGUUGGGUACCAUGGCUACCAUUGCUAAGGAAGAAAGAUUAUCAGCACUUUGGAAAGGAAUAGUUGCUGGUUUACAUCGCCAAUGCAUUUAUGGAGGUCUAAGGAUCGGGUUAUAUGAACCUGUCAAAACACUAUUAGUUGGUGCUGAUUAUGUUGGUGAUAUUCCGUUAUACCAAAAAAUUAUAGCAGCUCUAUUGACUGGUGCUCUAGCUAUUACAGUUGCUAAUCCAACUGAUCUUGUCAAAGUUCGGCUGCAAGCUGAAGGAAAAUUUCCAGCUGGGAUUGCUAGGCGUUAUUAUGGGACUUUGGAUGCAUACUACACCAUAGUUAGAGAAGAAGGACUAGCAGCACUGUGGACUGGGCUUGGUCCCAACAUUGCACGAAAUGCCAUUGUAAAUGCUGCUGAACUAGCCAGUUAUGAUCAAGUGAAACAGACAAUUUUGAAGAUUCCCGGAUUCUCAGACAAUGUCCUAACACAUCUUCUGGCAGGUCUUGGUGCAGGUUUCUUUGCAGUCUGUAUUGGUUCUCCAAUUGAUGUGGUAAAAUCAAGAAUGAUGGGAGACUCUGGCUACAAAAACACUCUUGAUUGUUUCAUUAGAACUUUGAGGAAUGAGGGAUUCCUUGCCUUUUAUAAGGGGUUUGUUCCUAAUUUUACUCGGCUGGGAUCUUGGAACGUGGUUAUGUUCUUGACUCUUGAGCAAGCCAAGAAAGCUUUCCGGGGGGAAUUAUAUUAUGAUUGAUUUUAGUUUGCAAUCAGGAAGACACACCUUUUACUUGCAUAUUGUGUCUUCGAUCUCAAGGAGAAUAUUUUUUGAUCAAAGAAAUAAGGUAGGAGCAUUGCCCAAAUCUCUUUUUCGUAUAACUUACCAUUUUUCUUAGACAAAAUAGUAUUACUGUAACAAUCAAUGUUAUCUGGACUUGGGAGAAAGUGUUUUCAAUUUUUUCCAAGUAUUUUUUUUUUCCAUAUAUUUGGAGGAUCAUACUCUUAUAUCCAUGUUAGAAUACAUGUCAAACACAAAUAUUUUAAGUAAAAAAUGAAGAGUUUGGAUAACAUAGAUGAACUAUUAAGUGAAGUUUUAAGUCAGUAAUUAGAUAUGUUUUAGGUGUUAUUACGCCUAUCUUGUCAUCUGGUGUCCUACCAAACAAACUGAAAAUUGGCAAAUAUUUGCCACAUUGUAUUUGGAAUCAUGUAAUAUCUUAACAUUUGUGGGAGGUUCAAGAAAUAUUUGCUUGUUAUUAGUAAAA
Molecule: messenger RNA, 1713 nt
Organism: Gossypium arboreum
Lineage: Eukaryota; Viridiplantae; Streptophyta; Magnoliopsida; Malvales; Malvaceae
Product: mitochondrial uncoupling protein 2-like
Exons: 10
Coding region: 306-1208 (300 amino acids)
Biological process (GO): mitochondrial transport; mitochondrial transmembrane transport
Cellular component (GO): mitochondrial membrane
Molecular function (GO): oxidative phosphorylation uncoupler activity
Source: RefSeq, a predicted model, not a curated record